Molecule: messenger RNA, 2365 nt
Organism: Thermothelomyces thermophilus ATCC 42464
Lineage: Eukaryota; Fungi; Ascomycota; Sordariomycetes; Sordariales; Chaetomiaceae
Exons: 2
Coding region: 254-2128 (624 amino acids)
Biological process (GO): intracellular magnesium ion homeostasis; magnesium ion transmembrane transport
Cellular component (GO): plasma membrane
Molecular function (GO): magnesium ion transmembrane transporter activity
Source: RefSeq, a predicted model, not a curated record
UUUGUGGGUGAUAUUACGGUCUGGCGUCAGUCAUCACGUUGUCGCAACUUAACGUUCGUCGUCGCGGACGGCUCAUGGCCGUUCGCUGCCUGCCGCUGGUGAACUAGACGAGCAUCGCUCGCUCCAAUAUGCGCGCCGGAUAAGCCCCUUGAAGCGCGCUCUGAGGGCUUUGUUCGAUCUGUUUCCCUCGAAAAGGACAAGGAAGUCAAUCGGCCCCUGAUUCGCCGACUACGAACUACAAGGCAUCGCAGCAAUGUCCGACCAGGAAGAAGUUGCCAACAGCUCGGGGUACUCGACCCCUGUCCCCGAGCUCGAUGACCAUCGGAACCAGACAGCAUCGGUCCAGCGCCCGGACCGGACUCGCCGGGGCACCUUUGACUCUCUCUACGGAGCUCGCGUGAUGGCUCCAGGCGGUGCUACCAGCGAGCCUCGCGUCCGUGAUUUUGAGGAAGCCGUGGUCGAUGAGGAUGGCGCCGACCAAUCCCCGACUAUGCGACGAGCCCGUCGCCCGACCAUUGAGUCGGCUUCCGAAAGGUCAUCCUCUCCACCCAACUCAGUCAAGGCGUUCGCCGAAGCCCGCAAGCGGGAGCGUGGACUCUCCAUUUCGGAAUCGAAGCCGGAGCGCAAGCCCGAGGAGGCUGAAUUGCAGCGGACUGCGUCGGUCGCCAGCCGCCACAGCUACCGCAGCAGGCAGCACACAGUCGGGACCGUUGAUGCUGCGAGCCUAGCCACGAACAAGUCGGCCGAAGAAGACGUAUGUUUCCCGUUGCAGGAUGAGCAGAGGGGCGAGCAGCUUCACAUCGAUUUCGAUUACCUCGAGAACUUUAUCCGUGCCGAGAACGAGGCGCGCCAAGCUGCCCGUCGUCCCUCCGCGGCGCGCUUGUUUCCCGACCUGAGACAGGAGAACGCGGAUGCGGCAGCUGCGGCCCCAACAAUGACCAUUGACGGCGAUUAUCUGGGCACUCCGUUUUCUUCUAACGAGGGUUAUGCGGAGAAAGCCGACAGACUGGAGGCGGAGGAACAGGCCAAGGUCGUGCAGCCACCCCCAGUGGACCACAAUCGGGUCAGUUUCUUCUCCUCAGCCUGGGAGUCCACUAUCCAUGCCGCCGACCUCGAGGGUCUCAUCUUGCCGGGCGAGGAUAUCCGUGGACUCUUCACCUUCCCAAAGGGAGAAACGGAUGGUGUGUGGUGGCUCAACAUCAACAAGCCGUCCGAGGAGGAAGUUCGCGCGAUUUGUCGAGCCUUUGGCGUUCACCCUCUGACAGUUGAAGACAUCACGACGCAAGAAUCGCGCGAGAAGAUCGAACUCUUCCCCUCGUACUACUUUGCGUGUUUCCGGUCGUUCUGCAUUGAACGCGACGAGGACAGUGGGGAGAUUGAGUUUGUGCCUUUCAACAUCUACGUGGUCGUCUUCCGCGAGGGCACGCUGAGUUUCAGUUACGCCAACAAUUCACAUGCCUCCCAUGUGCGGAAGAGGAUUGCCAUGUUGAAAGAUUAUGUCGCACUCAGCAGCGAUUGGAUCUGCUAUGCUCUCAUCGACGACAUCGUGGAUUCAUUUGCGCCCGUGAUCGGCAAGCUCGAGGCUGAUACUGACCAGAUCGAGGACGAGGUUUUCAUUGCCCGGACGGACGACAUGGCCAAGUUCCUGCGUAAAAUCGGCACCGCCCGCAAGCAUACCAUGGCCUUGAUGCGGCUGCUAGGCGGCAAGGCGGACGUUCUAAGGGGCUUCACCAAGCGCUGCAACGAGAACUACAAGGUCACGCCACGCAUGGACAUCGGCCUGUAUCUUGGUGACAUCCAGGAUCACGUGGUCACCAUGAUGAACAAUCUCGCCCACUUCGAAAAGAUGAUGUCGCGCGCCCAUAGCAACUACCUUGCGCAGAUUUCCAUCGACGGCAUCACGCAGGGCACCAACACCAACAGAGUCCUGAGCAAGAUUACGCUGCUUGCAUCUAUCAUCGUCCCGCUCAACGUGGUAACAGGUCUUUUUGGGAUGAACGUGCAGGUCCCAUGGCAUGAUUCAGACUCUUUGGCUCCCUUCUUCGGCAUCCUCGGUUGUCUUCUUGCCUUUUGUGCUUUCUGCACAUACCUCGCUUACCGGAUGGAAAACAAAUGGUUCUCGCGUUAGCUAGGAUACUUUGUCACGAUGAAGACCAUAGAAUGGGAAGAUAGAGUGCCAAUGCCAUCAGCUGCUACGUUUCGGAGGGAAUGCUGUCAUGUUAACGCUGUUCCUGUGGCUCCAUCUAACCUUGGGGUAUCACCUUAUCUUGUAAAGGGCUUUCUCAGCAAUGUCCAGGGGCCAUCAGAGCCACGAAUGAUUAUCCAUCAGCGCAUUUGUGAUAGCUUCAGUGCCCUGGCAGUUUUA